Molecule: messenger RNA, 1705 nt
Organism: Theobroma cacao (cacao)
Lineage: Eukaryota; Viridiplantae; Streptophyta; Magnoliopsida; Malvales; Malvaceae
Source: RefSeq, a predicted model, not a curated record
AAUGUUUAACCAGUAAUAUUAAAGGUUAUACUAUAUAGUUAAACCAGAGAAAGAAAUAAAAGAAUAGAUGGAACUUCAUCAUCCAUUCACCAACCUAAAAGCAUAUCUCAACAGACAGAAGGUCUAUUUUCUUCAUCGAAAGCCAGCAACUGUAUUUUGCUUUUAUUUAAAGUUAUAUAAAAUAAAGGCCUGCAAGAGAAAAAUGGAGCGCAGAACAUCAUAAUGGGGAGCCAAAUUCUGCACCCAAAAGUUGCACCAAUUCAACCAGAAUGGGACCUGGAAGACAUCCGCAUGGCAUUCUUCAAAUGCACCAGAUGGCAAGUAGAGGAAACUCUGGAUCCAAUCAACUGCCCUUUCCAUUACUUCUGCGACAGCAUUUAUCCAGGGAAUUAUCCACCGGCUGUGGAUGUUCUAGUUCUUCUUCUUACAACUGCUUCAUACCUGGCAACACUAGUCAUCAUGUUAAUAGACAUAUCAAGAAGAGGGCGGCCUUGUCUCAGUCAAUCCAAGAGAUUCUUGCUGCCUUCGGGUCCGGUGUCACUCCCGCUAAUCCUUUUAGCACUAGCCAAUGGUCAAAGGAUUAACAUCCUAUUUCCUCUCUCGUGCAUUGCUCCAGCAAUCCUUCAACUGAUUCAAAUUUCUGCCCUUGCCUUCGACAUUGGAGCUGACAAGGACCCUAGGUACGCGUUCUUUGAAGCUUCCACAAUUUCGGGGAUUUUGCAUGCCAGUGUAUACCUGGAUUCCAUUAUCCUUCCUUACUAUACAGGUUUUGAUGCUCUAGCAUCGUCAACAUUUUCUGGUGAGUGCCUCUCUUGCGUGUGUCGCAAAGAGGUUUUGGUUGCAGGAGGGAAGUUGAUCACUUACCGGGGAUGCUCGGUGACAACAUUUUGUGUCAUAGGAGCUCUGUGUUUAAGGAUUAUUUGCAGGCUGUGCGUAAAGAACAAAGGAAAAUUCUUAUCUAUCAAGUCACUAUUGGAGAGUUUAGCUUGGAUCUUGAUCACCAAGGAUUGCAUUUACCUGGUGGCAAACUCUCCGCCAGAACAAUCAGUGCCACAAGCUGCUGCUUUUGGAGGCAUGCUAUUAUUAAUUUGCCUUCAUGCACUCAAGAAGUUCUGCACACGGAUUACGCAGGGGCACUGAGUUUGAAAUGAUUGUAUGGUAGGGGCUACGUACGGGGCCGGACAAGGGUGCGAAAGAUUUUAUUAUCAUCAACCGUAGAAGUAGCCGCCUUUAGAUGGUAAAGGUUCGUCGAAGACACUAUCGACGUUGUACAGGAAGACCAAAUGUACAGUUGAAUUCACAUCUUUGCCUCAUUCUAGGACGAAAUAGUUGACUGUUUGGCCCAGCAAUCUCUCAUGUCUAUAUUGGCAGAAGACUUAACAGCGAGAACAGACACUAAAGAGUCCAAGACAAAAUGGUGGAACCGCUUAUCACAAUUAUAAAUUUCAAUGCAAAAACAAUACAAUUUCUUUCAGAUCCGUUAUAUAAUUGGGAAAAAUUGAUCAUAUAAGUAUAACAAUGCUCGAACCUGAGAUGCCAGCACAAGGUGAAAAUUUGAGCAUCAACUUCAUCUCUCAUUGCAGUACCAACCCUCUUCAACAGAAAAUCGUUGCAUUCCGGGAGAGAAGCAAAUGAAAGCAUGAAUCCCAGUUAUAAUACCAACCCUCUUCAACAGAAAAUUGUUGCAUUCCAGGUGCAAAGCAAA